Messenger RNA from Magnolia sinica, 1896 nucleotides. RefSeq names its product glutamate receptor 2.5-like. Gene Ontology annotation, molecular function: signaling receptor activity; ligand-gated monoatomic ion channel activity. Gene Ontology annotation, cellular component: plasma membrane. The transcript is spliced from 4 exons. NCBI's taxonomy places the organism in Eukaryota, Viridiplantae, Streptophyta, Magnoliopsida, Magnoliales, Magnoliaceae. Bases 43 to 1533 code for a protein of 496 amino acids. The record is from RefSeq and is a predicted model, not a curated record.
GUGAGGAGGCCGGAAAUCUUUUUAAGAUCUGGAGCUUCUUGAAUGAUCAAUGAACCAUUGCAUUUUGGCCUAUUUAAGAUCGUCGGUUGUGUUUUGGCAAAAGUAAAACGGAAACGAAGAAAAAGCAGAAAAAGAGGACAUAUGCCUCAGCCUCUUUCUCCCCUCCAUCACCUCCUACUACUUGCAUUAAUGGGAGGGUAUUGGGCCAUACCAACAGGCGCAGAGACUCUCCGAAUCGGCGUUCCGGCAACUUCUGCAUAUCCCAAGUUCGUGAAGGUGAAAUGUAACUGGACUUCGGACGAGAGAUGUUUUAGUGGCCACUCCAUUAAAGUCUUCCGGUUGGUUUGGGAGAAUCUGCACAACAACUUGUCUUACAAGUUCAUUCCAUAUUACGGCGACUAUGAUUCUUUAAUUCAGCAAGUUUACCUCAAGAAAUUCGAUGCAGUUAUUGGCGAUACAUCCAUAGUGGCCAAGCGAUGUCAGUACGUAGAAUUCUCCAGACCUUACACGGAACUGGGAGCAAGAAUGGUGGUGCUUGAGAAGCAAGAAGAAGGAAAAGCUUGGAUAUUCGUAAAGCCUUUUACGACAAAAUUGUGGGCCUUAACUGGGGCCAUUUUCUUUUACAAUGGCCUAAUCGUGUGGUUAAUAGAGAGUGCUGAUGAUGAAGAAGAGAUUUCCUUCUGCGAUCGAUUUGGCAAUUUGAUAUGGCUUUCCUUCACCACCCUCUUCCCUAUUCACGGGGAGAAGCUGCGUAGCAAUUUAUCUAAAAUGGCAAUGGUGGUGUGGCUGUUCGUGGCAUUGGUCUUGACUCAGAGCUACACGGCUAGCCUCACCUCAAUGCUCACUGUCCGGCGACUCAGACCGAGUGUGGUGGAUGUUGAGUCCUUGUUAAAGGGCAAAGCAAGGGUGGGGUGCGACGUUGGGUCGUUCAUGUCUAAGUACUUGGAAGAGGUGGUGGGCUUUAGCGCGGGAUGCGUGGACACGUAUAACUCGGAUCAGUACGCACAAGCACUUUCAAGUGGGGCCAUCAAAGCUGCAUUCCUUGAAAUCCCAUCCAUUCAACUCUUCCUUGAUGAGAACCCCAAGGGUUUUGCUCUCACUGGGCCCACCUACGAAAUUGGAGGAUACGCCUUUGUAUUCCCAAAGGGUUCACAUCUCGUCGAAGAGGUCUCCGAUGAGAUUCUAAGACUGAGGGAAAAUGGGACAUUGCGGAAACUAGAGGAGAAUCUACUUUCUUCUCACAAGCGUUUAAGCAUGGAUCCUGAAGAUGAUGACGAAAAUGGCAGACUGAGCCCAGAUGGCUUUUGGGGCCUCUUCGUAGUAACAGGCGGUAUGUCGACGUUGGCUCUUCUUCUAUUUCUUAUAAACCGACUCCGUAAGAAUUGGCAAUGCAAGUGUUACCCUCAGAUCCAAUCGGUGGGACAGAGAGUUGGGAAGAUUUUGGGGCCCAGGAAGAUCCACAACAAUGAUGAUCAUGGCCCACACAGCGAGGUGAUUGAGUUGCCCCAUUUCACAAGGUGCAACACUGUCUAGAGGCCUUCAACCAGGUCUCUUAUAAGUGAGUAAAGGUAGCACGUGUGGUGUACAUCUGUUUGGCGUUUGCAGAUGUGCUUCUGCAUUUUGCUGUGUUCCUCCUUGUGGAUAUAGGAUACCUAUUUAUUUAGUUGUAAAGAUGUGGUGGGUUCCCAUUUAUUUGGGUGCUACUCCUUGGCAUUUUUUUCACAGGUAGAGAGGCGCCCAGCCGUUGGAUUCUCUCCAUUUAAUUUAAAUUCUUUUCUGUGACUGUAAGCUUGUUGGCGUCCAUGUCUUUUCGGUUCUGUGCUUUCUAGCAUACGGCUCUCUCUGGGACACGGUUUGGCUACUGACGCUAGCCUGUGGGCCCCAUCAUGAUGUAUG